Molecule: messenger RNA, 1053 nt
Organism: Plasmopara halstedii
Lineage: Eukaryota; Oomycota; Peronosporomycetes; Peronosporales; Peronosporaceae
Product: sphingolipid delta-desaturase des1-like
Exons: 1
Coding region: 1-1053 (350 amino acids)
Biological process (GO): ceramide biosynthetic process
Cellular component (GO): membrane
Molecular function (GO): sphingolipid delta-4 desaturase activity
Source: RefSeq, a predicted model, not a curated record
AUGUGUAAGGUAGAGAAGAGUACGUUACCACCUAUGGCUCUUGUUGUACCUCAGACUACAAAACCUCAAUAUAUCAAGGCAUUUGAACCACAACAUGAAUUUCAUUGGACACCAACAGAUGAACCUCAUGCCACGCGUCGCAAAUUGAUCAUGGCGAAAUAUCCGGAAGUGAAAAAGCUUUUUGGUCAUUGUUGGAAGACAAAGUACAUUGUUACGGCAACUGUGAUAUUGCAAACAUACUUGGCACUUUAUGCUCAGUAUAUGUCGUGGCCUCUUUAUCUCGUUCUCAUGUACUGCAUCAGUGGUACAGCUAAUCAUGGAAUGAUGAUGGCCAUGCAUGAAGUUGCGCACAAUUUGGGAUUUAAAAAACCAUUUCACAAUCGAUUACUUGGUGUCUUUGCUAAUUUACCAAUUGGUUUACCGUCGUCUAUUUCUUUAAGGCGAUACCAUCUUGAACACCAUCGGUAUCAAGGCGAAGAUGGGGUGGAUAUGGAUCUACCAUCCGAAUUGGAGGCAAAGUUCUUUACAACAAAAGUCACAAAGUUUUUCUUUGUAGUCUUUCAACUCCUUUUUUACGCGAUUCGUCCAUUAUUUGUGAAUCCAAAGUCACCUGGUUUGUGGGAAUUCUUCAAUAUUGUUGUGUGCUUGGGUUACAAUUAUGUCAUCUACCUUUAUGGUGGAUUAUCGGGGUUAUGCUACCUCAUUUUGGGAUCACUACUGGGUGCUGGUAUUCAUCCUGUAGCAGGACAUUUUAUUGCUGAACAUUACGAGUUUAUCCUGGGGUACGAAACGUAUUCGUACUAUGGUAUUCUUAAUCGUCUCACGUUUAACGUUGGGUUGCACAAUGAACAUCAUGACUUUCCAUUUGUUGCUGGCUCACGUUUACAUGAGUUACGUGCAUUAGCGCCUGAGUUUUACGAGAAUUUACCAAGUCACGACUCAUGGAUUAAAGUGAUGGUAAAUUACGUCAUGGAUGACAAUGUGAAUGCAUAUUCACGUGUGAAACGCCACAAUCUCACGAAAGAAAUCAAAGACAAACUUAAAAACGAAUAG